CCAUACCUUUGAGAUCAGAUGUUAUGCGCAUAAUAAGGCAAAUCGGUCAUGUGGUUGAAUACGUGGAUUCGAAUACAGGUAUAACCAGGAGAAUUUGCUUCGCCCUGGAAUCACAGGUGCAGUUAUAUCGGAAACAUGGAGAGGUGGUGUGUAUUGACUCAACAUACAACACCAAUAAGGACGG
This is a messenger RNA of Trichobilharzia szidati, 184 nucleotides long. Lineage: Eukaryota; Metazoa; Platyhelminthes; Trematoda; Strigeidida; Schistosomatidae. The record is from the annotation of a GenBank genome assembly.